Molecule: messenger RNA, 1233 nt
Organism: Penicillium vulpinum
Lineage: Eukaryota; Fungi; Ascomycota; Eurotiomycetes; Eurotiales; Aspergillaceae
Exons: 6
Coding region: 1-1233 (410 amino acids)
Source: RefSeq, a predicted model, not a curated record
AUGUCCGAAGAGUGGAAGCCCAUCGACCACAAUGAAGUGAAGAGCAAGGAGGCGUUCGAAAUGGCUCUCGUGGAUUCACCGAACUCUGUUGUCAAGGAACGGCCCGACCAGAGUACCAAUCGGUUUAUUCUGCAGACCGACGGGUUCCAUGAUUUGCAGCGGUACGUUAAAUCGGGCAUGAGAUUCCCCAAGACCAGGGAUACUUUCGAGAAGGAUAUGCCCGAAUCCUACUUCAAGAGCCUGAGUGACAUCGAUUCCGGUAUAUAUGCGUUCACGCGAGAUUCUAUCAUCUCGAUUUCUGUCAACUGCAAUGAUUUCAAUAGCAAUGGGCUUGGAAAACUUGUGACCUCGGCCAAUGGUGCAAUUGCGUACGCCACUGAAGCCAUGGAUAUGUUGAAACUCGAACCAGAGACAAAUUUCAAAGCACAGCUAGCAGUGCUUCUAGACCCCAAGUACAAGACUGCACCAAAAGACGAAGCCUUUGAUGAGGCGCGGGAAGGUGCAAAAAUGGCCCUUGAGCAACUGCGAGACACAGCCCGAGAGAAGAAGCAGGAUGCGGAGGACAUGGUAGCGUUGCUAACCGCGUUCCAUAAUAAAACGGCUGCGGACGAGAAGAACGCCAUAUUGCUCAAGCAGGAAUAUUUCGACGGGCCUGUUAUCAACAUUCAAUCGAAACAGGAAAUAAAGGGCCAAAUCCCAUAUUCUGGUUUCCUGAAUGCCGAAGUAGCGCGACUACUCAAGUUGAUCAACGAUUCGGUCAUUAAACGGGACGACGCUUAUUCGAGAUGGGACAAAGCGAAGGACGGGGCAAUCGUUUCAGCUUUCUUCGGAGUCUUUGGUUGGAUCGCCUCGGGAAUCCUCACAGACCGUGCCAUUAAAGCCAGGGCACAGUAUGAUGACUUGGUCAAGCAAAUUGAAAAGGACCGUGCCGAGCAGGCUGUUACGGUAAAGCUCAUGGAGUGCAUCAACACUGUUCUCUAUCAGAUGAAAGACCUGCUUCCAAUGAUGACCAAGGCCCUUGCCGCUAUGAAAGAGCUACAAGGGUUGUUCAACUCCCAGCAGCUGAGUUUCGAUAUCAUUAUCCAAGAUUUGGAUGGCAUCGGUAAGGGAGUCCAAGCCAGUGCACUAAAGUGGAGAAAGGCGUGGAUCGAGAACAGGAUUGACAAAGCUGUUGAGAAGUAUCGAGAGGUAUGCUUCUAUAAUUACCGUCGACUGCUAUUUGAGAAACGCUGA